Molecule: messenger RNA, 2270 nt
Organism: Lacerta agilis (Sand lizard)
Lineage: Eukaryota; Metazoa; Chordata; Lepidosauria; Squamata; Lacertidae
Product: atypical kinase COQ8A, mitochondrial-like
Exons: 15
Coding region: 118-2070 (650 amino acids)
Biological process (GO): ubiquinone biosynthetic process
Cellular component (GO): extrinsic component of mitochondrial inner membrane
Molecular function (GO): kinase activity
Source: RefSeq, a predicted model, not a curated record
AGCUCGCGCACCUCGUGGUGCCGCGGGGCGGAGGCGAGCGGAAUCGCCAAGAGGGCACGACACUGCUGGUGCUGCUGCAAAGCUCUCCUGCCCGGGGAGUGCUGGAAGUGAUCAGUCAUGGCAGGCGAUGCCAUCAUGGUGAUGCGAGGACUGGCAAAGCUCAGCAAGGCAGUUCUAGAAACACAGAUGGUACAGCUUCGGCAAGCUGUCCUUGGUGGCGAUGCAGUAACCAUGGUCAAGAGCUUCCAGGCCACUGCUGAAGAGCAGUUCAGUGCUGCCAUGGGGAAAAUGCAGGAGCUGGGCAAGCAACAGGAGAACAUGAAAGAUAUUGGUGAGGACUUUGGAAAAGACGAGGGCUUCUCUGAAUCGGAGCUUGGAGGUACUGGAGAGGACUUCUACCAUCCCCCUCUAGAACACCCUCCCAAGUCUGGUGGUGCAGAGGGCCCAUCUCACUCGUACGUUGCCAGAGGACCUUUACCAAACGUCGGUGAGAGCGGAGACCCUAGUGUGGGUUGGAACCCCAUCUCUGCCAAAGUGAAUGCAAAGCUCUUUGGAGGCUUUAGGGACCCUUUGAAUCCUUCUGCUCCAGCUUGGGGGCAAAGCCGGGCUUUUCACCAAGACCAUUCCUCGGUGGGCGGACUCACGGCCGAAGAUAUUGACAAAGCCAGGCAGGCGAAAGCAGAUCCACAACAGAAACCGUACAAACAGAUGCUCAGUGAACGUGCCCGGGAGCGAAAGGUGCCAGUUACUCGAAUUGGGAGACUCGCUAAUUUUGGAGGCUUAGCUGUUGGUCUUGGCAUCGGAGCCUUGGCAGAGGUUGCGAAAAAGAGCCUUAGAUCCGAAGAGCAGAAUGGCAAAAAGGCUGUUAUGGAUACCAGUCCAUUUAUGUCGGAGGCCAAUGCAGAGAGAAUUGUGAGGACCCUCUGCAAGGUUCGAGGAGCAGCGCUGAAGCUGGGGCAGAUGCUUAGCAUCCAAGAUGAUGCCUUCAUCAACCCUCAUCUGCAGAAGAUUUUUGAACGUGUCCGUCAGAGCGCAGACUUCAUGCCGUUGAAGCAAAUGAUGAAAACUUUGAACAAUGACCUUGGUCCCAACUGGCGUGAUAAGUUGGAGUUCUUUGAAGAGCGACCUUUCGCUGCAGCUUCGAUUGGACAGGUUCACCUGGGGCGCAUGAAGAACGGGAAAGAAGUUGCCAUGAAAAUCCAGUAUCCUGGAAUAGCCCAGAGCAUCAAUAGUGAUGUCAGCAACCUGAUGACUGUCCUGAGCAUGAGCAAUGUUCUCCCAGAAGGUCUCUUCCCUGAGCAUCUGGUCGAAGUGCUGAGCAGAGAGCUGGCCCUGGAAUGUGAUUACAAGAGAGAAGCUGCCUGCGCUAAGAAAUUCAGGGAGCUGCUCAAGGACCACCCCUUCUUCUAUGUCCCUGCCGUGGUGGACGAGCUGUGCAGCCCACAUGUCCUGACGACAGAACUGGUGUCUGGGUUCCCGCUGGAUCAAGCCCAAGAACUCAGCCAGGAGAUAAGGAAUGAGAUCUGCCACAACAUACUCAUUUUGUGCCUGCGAGAAUUGUUUGAGUUCAGAUACAUGCAGACGGAUCCAAACUGGUCCAACUUCUUCUAUGACCCAGAAUUGCAGAAGGUGGCGCUUCUGGAUUUUGGAGCAACCCGGGGUUUUGAUGAGGAAUUCACAGACCUCUACAUAGAGUUAAUCAAAGCAGCUGCUGACAUGGACAGAGAGAAGGUGCUGAAGAAAUCAAUAGAAAUGAAAUUCCUAACUGGCUAUGAAAACAAGGCUAUGGAAGAAGCCCACUUGAAUGCUGUCCUCAUCCUUGGAGAAGCUUUUGCAUCCAGUGAACCUUUUGACUUCGGCAACCAAAACACCACCGAGAAGAUACAUGGGUUAAUUCCAGUCAUGCUGAAGCACAGGCUUGUCCCACCCCCCGAGGAGACCUACUCUCUUCAUCGGAAAAUGGGAGGCUCAUUCCUCAUAUGCUCCAAGCUGAAGGCCCAAAUUCCAUGCAAGGACAUGUUUCAGGAAGCCUACAGAAAAUACUGGAGUAGAAAGGCCAAGAAGGAAUAGUAGCACAGAACUGUUGAACGCCCCCUUGCGUUUAUGGCCAAUCACCAAGGUUCUAGCAAACCACAGUGCAGUGUCUUCUCUCUCAUACCCCCCAGAACACCAGCAGCCUGGCUCCUGGAAGCAGAAUACCCGGUUCUAAGGACAGUGUUGUUCUUUUGUUGGACCUUUCUCCUCCACUUUACACUCACCUGAUUCCCUGU